This is a messenger RNA of Alosa alosa (allis shad), 1866 nucleotides long. Its product is annotated as zinc finger protein 135-like. The transcript has 2 exons. Lineage: Eukaryota; Metazoa; Chordata; Actinopteri; Clupeiformes; Clupeidae. The coding region runs from base 143 to 1030 and encodes 295 amino acids. The record is from RefSeq and is a predicted model, not a curated record.
GUUGGGGUUUUAUGGUGGUUCGAGGCACGUACUUCUUUUCAGCAUUUUCUUCUUUGAUUUUUGAACGAAGAGAUGAGGCCGUAAUUGUUCAACCAACACUGGCUGAUCUCUAGUACGAAGGCUACACCACCACUGGGGAGUUAUGGAUGCCUUGGACGAACUUGAUGCCAUUGAAGAGGAGGCGCUGGCCAGUGAGGAGGCGAGAGAGGAGGCCCUGUGGAGCCUGCACCAUGCUGCGGCCAUGUCGGCGUCUCACCUGAACAAUGGCGAGUCUGACGGAGCCCUACUGUCUUCCUCCGAAUCCGGGUCACUGCAGCGGCCGCGUUUCUCUGGCGAGUACACUUGUGACGUGUGCGGUGAGACCUUUUUCUCCAUCGUGCAGCUGGCCAAGCACCGGCAGUUCCACGACCGCGACCGUCCCUACGAGUGCUCCAUCUGCGGCAAGCGCUUCCUGAGCCGCAGCCACCACCACGAGCACCAGCGCGUGCACACGGGCGAGCGUCCCUUCCCCUGCGAGCGCUGCGACCGCUCCUUCACCACACACCACAACCUCAAGCGGCACAUGACCAUCCAUGAGAAGGAGGAAAUGUACCGCUGCCAGGAGUGCGGCGUGCUCUUCUGCCAGGAACACGAGUACAACAUGGAGAAGCUCCGGCUGCCCUCGACCCUGCCUUCCAUCGCUCCCCAUGCGCCACCGUCGCCACCCACCAUGACCACGCCCAUGCCCGUCAUGCUCGAGUCGCACGAGUUCGAGCACACAAUCGACGAGGACGAAGCGCCUUCCUCCAGCAAUGUGAUGACGAGGAUUGAGCAGAUACUAACAGAGAAGAAGAAAAAGAGGAAGAUGAGAAAGAAGCAGUCCUUGAUUGAUGUCAGCAGAAACAUUGCCGCACGCCCGCUCUACUCCCCUCCGGAAAAGAAACAUAAGUCUGACACGUACUACGACCAGCCAGCCCUCUACAGGAGGAAAGACGACAGAAAACUGCAUGCCAGGCAGAGAGUUGCGUAUGAUAUUGAAGUAGUGCUAUAAUGCAAGUCCUUGGUGCUGUUGAGCUGCAGGGAAGAUUAAAUCCAACACCAAAAAGUUGUGCUUUGUAUUUUUUGGAUGGCGGCAGAGUCGGUGAGGCGAUGAUCAGGUCUCUCAGAUUCUUUAUGAUAUGAUUGACUAAUCAUCAUUUUCUUUUCUCUUUUGUUAUGCUAUUUCCACUGUAUGAAAUACAACUGAAUAUCACUUUAAAUUGCUGCUGGUUAAUCAGGAAUUGUAGGUAUAGGUUAGCAAUGUAUUUGGGCAUAUUGCACACGAGUGGCUUUCCAUUUGAAUUUAAAUUCCCAGAUGAAACUUUGAGCAAGUCAGGCCUACUGUCUGUGUGUGUGCUGUACAUCUACACUUUAUCAUUCCAGGCCAGUGAUUUUGUAGUGUUUCCCCGUAUAGCCUUUUGUAAAGGCUGUCUUUACCAUUACUCGUAUGUCAAUUCUAAAACUACAAACAGAAAUCUACGUUGAUGAUUUCCUUUGAAUUGGGCUCUGUGUUAUAGACUUCUCUAUUGACUUGUGAUGGAACAUGGGCUUUCCUACAAAACUACCUCAAAAAGUGUGCCUCAAGCUAUUAAACGGUCUUCGAAUGACAUGGUGUGAAAUUUCUGUUCUGAAAUCAGCCUUUUUUCUCCUUUUGUCUGAAUUGAAGACGCUAUUUUACUUUUUUGUAUCUUACUCAUUAUUCAUGAAUAUUAUCAACAUGACAGACCAUUGCCAUACUUGUUUGUGAAUGCCAUUUGUUGCUUGAAUGUUAUGCAUUACACACUUGUUUGGUCAUAGCCCAUGCAUCUGCUAUGUGUAGACAUCAUCUACUAAUAAAAUUAAUUAUGA